This is a messenger RNA of Cottoperca gobio, 2386 nucleotides long. RefSeq lists its product as uncharacterized. Gene Ontology annotation, cellular component: membrane. The record is from RefSeq and is a predicted model, not a curated record. NCBI's taxonomy places the organism in Eukaryota, Metazoa, Chordata, Actinopteri, Perciformes, Bovichtidae. Bases 185 to 1777 code for a protein of 530 amino acids. The transcript is spliced from 7 exons.
CAAACUGUUCUCAACAUAAAUGAGGAACUGAGGUGACCAGUUGUGAACAAUACUUUGCUUCCUUUCUGAUCUGAAGACAUGUCAGGCUGCUCAGUGCAGUAUGUGCGUGUUUGCUAUUGAAUAAAGUAGAGUUGUUUGUCUGGAAGCUGCUGGCCGGGUCCACAGAGCUGAACACUGAGGAGACAUGGAAGCUGUGGUUGGACUUCUGGUGAUGAUACUUGGAGUCUCUCAUGGUGUGGCAACCCACUGUGAUGGCAGACAGGACGGAGUUCAGUGUUUCGGUCCUUUGGGAGGAACUGUGGUCGUCCAGCUGAUGGACAGUGACUCAGAAAUAUCUAGAUACCAAUUGUUUUACAAUAAUAAAACAACAUUAAUCAGAGUGGGAAAUAAUGUGAUUAUAACUAAUAAUAUACAAGACGGAUCCUCAUUUAUUCCCAGUGAUAAAACAUUGACGCUCAAUAACCUGAGCAGGAAUGAUGGUGGUGAAUAUAGACUUGAAACCUUUGAUAAAGGUGGAAAGACUUUAGGAAAGCGGACUCUACAGUUGACCAUUCAAGCUCCUGUGUCCUCUGUCCUGCUGGACUCUGAGUGUCUGUCCCAGGGAGAGAAGAGGGUGUCCUGCUCCUCUGAGGGAGGGGAAAGUCCUCAGUACAGCUGGACUCUGGAUGGGCACAAACUGACAGACGCUGAGCUCCUCUCUGCAAACACUGAGACUAACAGCAUCACUCUGAAACAACACGUCUCAGGACUACUGCUCUGCUCAGUCAGCAAUGACGUCAGCAGUGUCACGACAGAAGAGAAGAUAUCUAACUGUGGAUUCAUAUACGUUAACUGCACCUUAAAUGUGACACACAUAUCACAGUGGGUGUUUGCAGCCAAUAAUACCCUGUGCAUUGAGCCAACAACAGCUCCUACCCCGACCACAGAAGCCUCCACUGCCGGUUUGGAAACCCACUGUGAUGGCAGACAGGACGGAGCUCAGUGUUUCGGUCCUUUGGGAGGAACUGUGGUCGUCCAGCUGAUGGACAGUGACUCAGAAAUAUCUAGAUACCAAUUGUUUUACAAUAAUAAAACAACAUUAAUCAGAGUGGCAAAUAAUGUGAUUAUAACUAAUAAAAUACAAGACAGAUCCUCAUUUACUCCCAGUGAUAAAACAUUGACGCUCAAUAGCCUGAGCAGGAAUGAUGGUGGUGAAUAUAGACUGGAAACCUUUGAUAACGAUGGAAAGACUUCAGGAGAGCGGACUCUACAGUUGACCAUUCAAGCUCCUGUGUCCUCUGUCCUGCUGGACUCUGAGUGUCUGUCCCAGGGAGAGAAGAGGGUGUCCUGCUCCUCUGAGGGAGGGGAAAGUCCUCAGUACAGCUGGACUCUGGAUGGGCACAAACUGACAGACGCUGAGCUCCUCUCUGCAAACACUGAGACUAACAGCAUCACUCUGAAACAACACGUCUCAGGACUACUGCUCUGCUCAGUCAGCAAUGACGUCAGCAGUGUCACGACAGAAGAGAAUAUAUCUGACUGUGGCUUCAUAUACAUUAACUGCACCUUAAAUGUGACACAAAUAUCACAGUGGGUGUUUGCAGAGACAAAUACCCUGUGCAUUGAGCCAACAACAGCUCCUACCCCGACCACAGAAGCCUCCCUGCUCAUCUGUGGUGUGCGUGCAGCUGUGGUGAUUUUUGUAUUAAUUGGGAUUUCCGUCUAUUUUGCUUGGAAGAAAAACAAAUACAAGAUGGCUGAAGGCUCCGAAGAUGGACAAUCUGCAUCUGUACUUUAACUUUGUGAAACCAACACCUCAGUGCCGCAUCUCACUGAUUGGCCGUGUGUUUUUAUGGGUGGGAAAAUAGGGUUUAGAGUGUAAAUUCUCUGCUGUUUUUAUUAUUCUUAAAUUCACUUCUGCCUACUGUGUUUACAGCUUAACAACUCACUAUGAAUUUAAAUUAAAAAAGGCCAGUGAGUGUUUUCUGCAUUUGUAUGACUGUGGGAGAUCAUAGAACGAAGGUUAUGUAUUGUAACUAUAAUUAAUGUAAUCACAAGUGGAGCCUUCUGACUCAGUCAUUUCUAUAUAAGCUACCGAUACCAUAUUCACAUAUAUGAUUAAAAUAUGUUUAACUCUUAAAGAUUGAAUUUUGUGGAUACUAGUUUUGUGUUUUUCUCUGAUAAUAAUUCCUAAUAUAGGUCUGUUUUGCUUCCAUGUUUACAACGAACGAUAAUGUAAAACCUUUUCAGCAUUUAACUUACAUUUUGUUGAUUUGUUAUGUUUUAAAAACCUGUCAAUCAUCAUGUGUCAUCUGUCAAUUUAGGUAAGCUACCCUUUUGUUGACAUUUUGAUCACGGACUGUACCUUUAAUGACUGCCGAUAUUUGAAUAAAACUUCCAGACUCAU